AUGGAGAAUGUGGAUAAUGACGAGGAAGUGGAUAGUGACAAGAAAGUGGAGAGCGCGGAAAGUGGCGAGAUAGUGGAGAGUGUGGAGGCGUCGAAGAAUGUGGAGAGUGGUCAUAGUGUGGAGGAGUCAGAGUGUGGUGAGAAAAGGGAUCGUGAAGUGGAGAAGCAAGCGUCGAAGAGUAAAGUGGAGAGUGUGAAGAGUGCCGAGAAUGUGGAGAACACGGACACUGUCGAGAGUGUGGGGAGUACAGAGUACCUGGAGGGCGUGGAUACAAUGGCUAACAGCGAAGGAUAUUUCGAUGGGUACAAGCCACGCAAGCGAGCUAGCCAGCAUAUCGCUGAGCAUGAUACUAUGGCAGUGCAGCAAGAAAAAAUUGUGAAUAUCGUCGCCCCAUUUCCCAAAGUACCGAUCAAGUCGUGGACCGAGUUUGACACGAUACUCGCAUCCUUUACAAAAAGCCAUAAUCCCCAUUCCCGUGUUCGCAGUUCGGAGGCAACAAACAACAGGUGGGUACAUUAA
Phytophthora nicotianae INRA-310 is the source of this 519-nucleotide messenger RNA. RefSeq lists its product as hypothetical. The record is from RefSeq and is a predicted model, not a curated record. The transcript has a single exon. Lineage: Eukaryota; Oomycota; Peronosporomycetes; Peronosporales; Peronosporaceae. Bases 1 to 519 code for a protein of 172 amino acids.